Vigna unguiculata (cowpea) is the source of this 2709-nucleotide messenger RNA. RefSeq lists its product as uncharacterized. NCBI's taxonomy places the organism in Eukaryota, Viridiplantae, Streptophyta, Magnoliopsida, Fabales, Fabaceae. The record is from RefSeq and is a predicted model, not a curated record.
AUGGGCGAAGUUCCCAGCCACCGUCGUUGGGUUUAUGACCGUUGUUACAGUUGUAGGAGAGGCUUGAAGGAAUCUUUUGUGAUAGGAGUUGAAGAGUUUAUCCAGACGGCUCGUCAAUAUAAAUAUUAUGCUCUUGAGGGAGGGAUUCGAUGUCCAUGCAUCAAAUGCGAAUGUACUCGUAUUUUGAAAGACGAAGAAGUUAAAGUUCAUCUAUACAAAAAAGGAUUCAUGCCAGAUUACUGGAUUUGGACAUUUCACGGUGAAGAGGUGCCAUCUGUUUAUUUGGGUGAACAUGAAAGAUGUCUUCCUAGUUCAAGCACGGUUGUACCUACCUUUGAGAUGAAUCAAGCAAUGUAUAUGCAAGAGAUGUUGAAUAAUGCUCUUGGCCAACAUGCUUCAUUUGAACAAGUUAACGAUAAUUGUUUAGAGGAAUCUCCAAAUGAACUCACUCAAAGGUUUUACAAUUUAUUGGCAGAGGCAAAUGAACCUGUCUUUGAAGGGGUAAGGGAGUCAAAGUUGUCUGUAUGCAUUAGACUUCUGGCCUUCAAAUCGAACUGGAACAUUCCCAACCAAGCAUUGGACCAAAUGGAAAAACUAAUUUUAGAUCUAACACCACCAAAUAAUCCUUUGUCGAACAAUUAUUAUGAAGCAAAGAAAUUAGUUUCAAAGUUGGGAUUGGAAUCUAAGAAGAUUGAUUGUUGUAUGAAUGGCUGUAUGUUUUUUUACGACAAUGAUAAUGGAAAAAAUGAUGCAUCCUUGCUACAAUGCAAAUAUUGUGGGCAACCACGAUACCGCACAAAACAUCCAGAACAGAGGCAAAAAAAACCAAUACCAUUGAAGUCCAUGUUUUACUUGCCUAUAAUUCCAAGACUGCAAAGAAUGUUUGCUUCAAUGCAAACAGCACAACAUAUGACAUGGCAUUAUGAGAACAAAAUAGAAGGCAUGCUACGACAUCCAUCUGAUGGGGAAGCUUGUAAGCACUUUGAUCGAAAGCAUCCAUCUUUCGCCAAUGAUCCCCGUAAUGUGCGACUUGGUCUAUGUACGGAUGGCUUUAAUCCAUACAUUCAAGCAUCAUCAUCCCCUUAUUCUUGUUGGCCAGUGAUUGUUACUCCAUAUAAUCUUCCACCUGAGAUGUGUAUGACUAAGCCUUAUAUGUUUUUAACGUGUCUUAUACCAGGUCCAUCUAAUCCAAAGGCAUCUAUAGAUGUUUAUCUAGAGCCCUUGAUUGAUGAUUUGAAUAAGUUGUGGAAUGGUAUUUGGACGUAUGAUGUUUCAAGGAAACAAAAUUUUCUUAUGCGGGCAGCUUUGAUGUGGACUAUUAAUGAUUUCCCUGCAUAUGGGAUGCUAUCCGGUUGGAGCACACACGGUAGAUUAUCUUGUCCGCAUUGUAUGGAGCACACUAAGUCAUUCACAUUAACUUAUGGUCGGAAAAGUUGUUGGUUUGAUUGUCAUCGUCGAUUCUUGCCCAUAGAACAUCCGUUUAGGAGGAACAAUAAGGCAUUUCGGAAAGGGGAAGUUGAAAAGGAUGGGCCACCUCCGAUUUUGACCCCAUCACAAGUAUGUCGAAGAGUCAAAGAUUUUCCAAAAGUAACUGAAAGUGGUGUGACAAGGAUGGAUGGGUAUGGAGAAUGGCAUAAUUGGAAUAAAAGAAGCAUCUUUUGGGAUCUUUCAUAUUGGAAAGAUAACUUGCUAAGACAUAAUCUUGAUGUGAUGCACAUUGAAAAAUUUUUUUUUGACAACAUCUUCAACACGGUGAUGAAUGUAAGUGGCAAGACAAAAGAUAAUGACAAGGCAAGAAGAGAUAUAGCUUUGUAUUGUCGGCGGAGAGACUUGGAGUUGCAGUCACAGACUAAUGGGAAGUUGCUGAAGCCAAAAGCAAAUUACACCUUAACAAAAGAUGAAGCUAAAAUAGUUUGUCGUUGGAUCAAAGAGCUUAGAAUGCCAGAUGGUUAUUCUUCUAACUUGGCAAGAUGUGCAGAUACUGAAAAAGGUAGUAUUCAUGGUAUGAAAAGUCAUGAUUGUCAUGUCUUCAUGGAGACAUUACUUCCUAUUGCGUUUAGCUCAUUACCAAUGCAUGUGUUAAAUCCUCUAAUAGAAAUUAGUCACUUCUUUAAAGAUUUGUGCUCAACGAUAUUAAUGGGGGACUCAAUAAGAAGAUUGGAGGAAAAUAUUCCACUUAUUCUUUGUAAAUUAGAAAGAAUAUUUCCUCCAGGAUUCUUCGAUUCAAUGGAGCAUCUACCUAUUCAUCUUCCAUACGAAGCAUGGCUUGGCGGACCAGUGCAAUAUAGGUGGAUGUAUCCGUUUGAAAGAUUUAUGGGGGAAUCAAAACGUUCUGUAAAAAACAAAGCCAGAGUAGAAGGAUCAAUUUGUGCAGCUUACUUGCAUCGUGAGACCACUUCCUUCCUUAUGGCUGAGAAAAUACCUCAAGCAAAUGCUUCUGCCAACAUACAUUCAAAGUUUCCUUACUGGUUCAGAAAUCAAGUUUAUAAUGACCCAUUAAGUCUUAGGAAUCAAGAGCUAAGGGAUUUGGCAAAUUGGCCCAUGAGAUGCGUCAAAGAAUGGCACACAUACUUUGUCAAUGGGUACAAGUUCCACACCAAAGCGUGGUCGAACGGAAAGAAAACAAUUAAUUGUGGUGUGUACGUCAAGGGCCUCACUGAGGGUGGUUAUGAUGAUUUUUAUGGGACCAUUCUUAAAUAUAUGAGUUAG